Messenger RNA from Gopherus flavomarginatus (Mexican gopher tortoise), 1191 nucleotides. RefSeq names its product NME/NM23 nucleoside diphosphate kinase 1 (gene NME1). Gene Ontology annotation, molecular function: nucleoside diphosphate kinase activity. Gene Ontology annotation, biological process: CTP biosynthetic process; GTP biosynthetic process; UTP biosynthetic process. The record is from RefSeq and is a predicted model, not a curated record. The transcript is spliced from 5 exons. Bases 332 to 793 code for a protein of 153 amino acids. Lineage: Eukaryota; Metazoa; Chordata; Testudines; Testudinidae.
CCUCUGUGUCAUAUGGGUGGGGAAAGGCAUGGGGAGAUAAUACAUGUGGCAGUAUUGUACUGUAGCCAGCUCCUACUUCCUGAAUAUCUCCGUCAACAAGAAAAUACAUUCCAGAAAAAUGACAUCAACAAGCCGUGGAAACUUGAGGCAUUUAUACUGCUGUGUGCUGCAUAAAUGGUCGGAAGUAAAUAGGGUGAACUUCAAUAAGGACAAAUGCAAAGUACUCCUCUUAGGAAGGAACAAUCAGUUGCACAUAUAUAAAAUGGGACCUGACUGCCUAGGAAGGAGUACAGCGGAAAGGGAUCUGGAGUCCUAGUGGAUCACAAGCUAAAUGACGAUGGCAUCCAUUUCCGAGCGCACUUUCAUUGCCAUCAAGCCUGAUGGAGUCCAGCGGGGACUAGUGGGAGAAAUCAUCAAGAGAUUUGAACAGAAGGGUUUCAAAUUAGUGGCCAUGAAAUUCAUGCAUGCCUCUGAAGACCUUCUGAAAGAACACUACGUUGAGUUGAAAGAUCAGCCAUUCUAUGCUGGUUUGAUUAAAUAUAUGCACUCUGGACCUGUUGUAGCUAUGGUGUGGGAAGGUCUUAAUGUGGUUAAAACUGGCAGAGUAAUGCUGGGGGAAACUAAUCCGACAGAUUCCAAACCUGGCACCAUCCGUGGUGACUUCUGUGUUCAAGUUGGCAGGAACAUCAUUCAUGGCAGUGAUUCUGUAGAAAGUGCUGAGACAGAGAUCAACCUGUGGUUCACUCCUGAGGAACUGGUUGAAUACACAAGCUGUGCUCAUCAGUGGAUCUAAGGGCUAGUCUACACUGGCAACAUUAAAGCACUGCUGCUUGUGUUGUAGUGGCAGAGUGCUGGGAGAGAGCUCUCCCAGCACUCUAAAAAACCCACCUCCAUGAGGGGCGUAGCUCCCAGCACUGGUGCACUGUCUACACUAAUGCUUUAUGGCACUGAAACUUGUUGCACUCUGGGGUGUGUUUUUUCACACCCCCGAGAAAGUUGCAGCAUUGUAAAGUGCCAAUGUAGACAAGCCCUAAGAGUAAAACCUGGGUCCUAUUGCCAUUAUCCUUUAGUUAUUUCAAGGCACUUCUGUAUAAACUAGUGGAAAUCUCUCCCUCUAAUCUGUAUUGUGAAUAUUAUAUGUAACCAGUGUUAAUAACUGCUGCUCUAAUUAAAAAGCUAUUGAAUUAUUAA